Thalassophryne amazonica is the source of this 1844-nucleotide messenger RNA. RefSeq names its product hepatocyte growth factor activator-like. Gene Ontology annotation, molecular function: serine-type endopeptidase activity. Gene Ontology annotation, biological process: blood coagulation; zymogen activation. NCBI's taxonomy places the organism in Eukaryota, Metazoa, Chordata, Actinopteri, Batrachoidiformes, Batrachoididae. The record is from RefSeq and is a predicted model, not a curated record.
AUGACCACAAAGUGUGCAGUUCUCACGACAACAGGCAAAGAGUGUAAAUUUCCAUUCCGUCAGGGUGGAAGGAUUCAUCAUCACUGCAUCAUCAGCCGUUCCUCAAGACCUUGUUUUGACCGGGACCUGAAGUGGGGCUACUGUGUCCCAGAGGAAAGGCAACCAAAUGUUUUCAUCCACAUGUCACGAAGAAUCAUCGACCCGUGUCAGAUGAACCCCUGUCAGAAUGGUGGUUCCUGCAUGCUGGUCCCACUCAGGGACUCGUUUGAGUGCGUCUCAGAGAGCUUCACCGGGAUGCUGUGUGAGCACAAGAAGUGCUAUGAAACCGUACACCUGCGCUAUUAUGACAUCGGAGAGUCUUGGGGACGAAUUCACCUGCGUAAUGUGGAACAGUGCCACAUGUGUAUCAGGGAAAUCAAGUGUGAGAGAGUCCGCUACACAAUGUGCCGUACAAACCCUUGUGAGAACGAUGGAACAUGUCGACUGAUCAUAGCCACCGGCAAAGAAGUGUGUAACUGCAGGCGUGGCUACACCGGACAUAUUGUAGCUACGGUGAAACCGGAGACAGAGUGCUAUAACGGCAGAGGUACAGGUUACCGAGGGGUGGUGGGCACCACGGUGUCGGGUGCCCGGUGUCUGCCGUGGAACUCAGACCUGCUGUAUGAUGAGAUCCAUGUGGGCACAGUGGUCGCCUCUGCCCUCAGGGGUCUCGGGGAACAUGCCUACUGCAGAAACCCAGAUGCUGACAAGAUGCCAUGGUGUUACACAGUAAAUCACGGCGCCAUCUCCUGGGAAUACUGCGACGUUCCCUCCUGUGUGAUGCCUGUGUGGAAGGUUCAACCUGCUGCCAAAUCCAAAAUAUUAAGAAGAGCUUCUUCUCGGAGGACAAACUCAUCUAAUGUCUCUGGGGGUCAAAAGCCAAACUCGAACAAACCAACCGAAAAGCCUGUCUGCGGGAAGAAGCACAAGAAGUCAAUGGCUAGGGGCAGGAUAAUGGGUGGAAACACUCCUCUGCCGGGCACUCAUCCCUGGGUGGCAGCUAUUUACGUCAGAAAAAAUGAUUUUUGCGGUGGCACCUUGGUGUCCUCCUGUUGGAUUGUUUCUGCGGCACACUGCUUCUCCGGCAGUCCCCUGAAGUCUCAGAUCCGCGUGGUUCUCGGACAGCACAAGUUCAACGUCACCGAUUCCAACACCAGAACAUUCGGAGUAGAGGACUACAUUUUUCCAAAGCAGUUCUCCGUGUUUAAUCCAACACAGCAUGAUAUUGUUUUAGUCAAGCUGAAAAAAGAGGAUGGGAAAUGUGCAAGGAGAAGUCAGUUCAUAAGGCCCAUCUGCCUCCCAGAAAAAGGCAUGACGUUCCCUGAUGGCUACUGCUGCACUAUUAGCGGCUGGGGAUACCUUCAUGAGAAGUCAAAGGAGUACUCAACCUUGCAGGAGGCAGGAGUGAGGCUGAUUCCCCACAGCACUUGCACAAAGCCAGAAGUGUACGGCAACCAUGUCACUGAAGGCAUGAUUUGUGCAGGGCGUCGCUGUGUUGAUGCAUGCCAGGGUGACUCUGGGGGCCCGCUGGCUUGUGCAAACAAUGAUGUCAGCUUCCUGUACGGGAUCGUCAGCUGGGGAGAAGGCUGCGGCCGCUCUGAACCUGGUGUUUACACUAAAGUGGUGAACUACCUCGACUGGAUCAAUUCAGUUAUCAAACGCAAACCUUCUUGAAUGGACAAUAACCUGGACAUUAACUUGAAUACCUUGAAUAAUUUGGACCUUUUUUAUUAUUAUGGAAGUUAAUAUUUUUUUAUACUGUGAAAGAGUUUUAUACUGAAUAAACCUUUACUGUCUUGAUGAUA